AUGGUAACACUCAUGUUGGCUGAAAAGAACGAUGAGUUACUAAUCAAAAACCAUAAUUCCCGACCUACGGGAGCCAAGGCAUUUCCCGAAGUGAAUGCUACGGCGGUAGAAUAUUCGGGAAGGAGAAACCAGACCAACCGAGGUCGUGGUCGGCGUUUCAACAACAAACGUGGAAAGCCUUACUAUCCUAAAAGUAUUAGAUCUAACAAAUGGGUUAGAUCUGAACAACCUCCUAAAGGCAAAGAAACCGAAGAGGAUACCACAAAGAAAAGUGAGACUGUAUGUUACAGAUGUGGAUGUAAAGGACAUUGGUCCCGUACCUGUCGUACUCCCCCACAUUUGUGCAAGUUAUAUCAAGAAUCCAUAAAAGGAAAGGCUAAAGAGGUGAACCUCACAGAAAAUGUUGAAGGGACUUCAUACCUUGAAUCCUCCGACUUCGCUAAUGAGCUGGACUAG
Brassica oleracea var. oleracea is the source of this 456-nucleotide messenger RNA. RefSeq lists its product as uncharacterized. The coding region runs from base 1 to 456 and encodes 151 amino acids. The transcript has a single exon. Gene Ontology annotation, molecular function: zinc ion binding; nucleic acid binding. The record is from RefSeq and is a predicted model, not a curated record. Lineage: Eukaryota; Viridiplantae; Streptophyta; Magnoliopsida; Brassicales; Brassicaceae.